Messenger RNA from Giardia duodenalis, 7494 nucleotides. RefSeq lists its product as uncharacterized. The record is from RefSeq and is a predicted model, not a curated record. Lineage: Eukaryota; Fornicata; Diplomonadida; Hexamitidae. The coding region runs from base 1 to 7494 and encodes 2497 amino acids. The transcript has a single exon.
AUGGCAUCCUUAGCCACAUCCCAGUUUAUAUUUCAUGAUGACACAAUAGACAUCCUUGUGGGCAACAGGGUUGUUAACAAUGUGCAGCUUACAAACUCUUGCAUCUUGGCGCUGCACAGAAUAGGAAGAUUUGAUGUGCCUCAAGUCUUUGCCGUCUAUAUCAGUAGUGAAGAGCCAGGCCUUCAUUCUAUCCUUUUCCGUCUGUCGACGAUUAAGGAUGUUGCCACACUUGUCCCGCUGAUGCGUAUUGAUAUUAGCUCCAUAAUGUCAAAUUGUCCGGGAUUGACUGUGUCCCACCUUUUUCCAGAGCAUACUAAGAUUCUUUUGUACCUUCGAGAAGAGCACAUUUGCAUCCAGUUUUCUCCGUCUUGUAUCAUUUACGCAAACAUGCGACUUUCGCACCGUGUGGAUACUGGCGGUGUGUACCGCUUUGUGCUUCCUUCGACUGCCUCAUGCAUGCUGAACAUACCGAAUCCAGAACACAUUACAUCCAUGGAUGCUAACGAGUACCUGUACGCAUGUGUAGGAAAUGCGCUUUUACGGACCAAGACUCCUAUAAAUCUUCACAUACUAAGCAGGCGACAGACGCCAAUGAUGUUUAAGAGGGUUGCAACACUAUCCACUUCUGGAGAGUAUGUUUGUCUCAAUUGUAGUAUACUUUCUGACUCUACCCUUUCCGAAAUCGACACUCACAGACCGGGUUACAAGCAUGCUCCUACAUUGUUAAAAAGGCCCAUAGAUAUUGCUCCUUUAUCACAAAAGUUUUCUCAGCAACUUCAGUCUGCUUACCCUCCUCUUCCGUCUACCUUGUUGACUCACAAGUGGCAAAAAGAGAUCUCUACUGCAUCUCAUCUCUCUACUAACAGUACCACUUUUAUUAAGCACUAUAUCAUGAAUAUCUCGGGUAGUAGUCAGACUCCUGUGUUUCUCAUCGGAACUCUGGUUCAUGACACAACAGGGUGUUUCUCUUUCUUCUCAAUUAAUAUCUACACACUCUCUCAGGUGCCAAUGAGCGACUGGAAACGGUACACAAAAAAUGAGAUGACUUCUGCAUCUAUGUUUAGACUGUGCAAGACAGUUGGAAGAAUCAAUUUGGAUGAGCUGUGUACGUACAGGUUUCCUCUUGCCACGGAAACGGAAAUGAAGCCUCAGCAACUAGGCGGUCCGUCGUUGUGUCAUACUAAGACAUACUUAGAUAACUUCACCAUCUCUCCAUUGCGAGCUAUCAACAAUUCUUUCUUUUUCUCUAUGAGCUUCAUGGCCCGAUAUACCGAUACAGACGCAUUCCGUUUUUUCUAUGCUUUCCAGGUUAACUGCGAAUCUGCAAACAUCCGCCUGGUGAUGAAGCAGAUCUACUUGUCUGUGCCUCGAGCCCCCGACUGCAAUGAGUUUGCACUUACUGAGCAAACGAUUAUCAAUAACACAAUUGCAGGGGUACAUCUGGUCUCCUUUAUAUCGGAUAAAUCGGAGAAUCUCCUAUACAUUCACGAUAACACAAAGGUGUACUUCCUUAUGAUGUUUAACGAGAAAAUCAAGUUUGUGUCCGGUAGGGAUCUCACCCUCUUCAUCUAUUCGUAUGCAAAUAACGAGCGCGAUGUCUUUAAUAUUUACAACUUAGAGCUUUCUGAGAAUUGUGCAUCCCUUCCGGCGGAUGGCUUAGAGGCGCAGGAACAUGGAGGACUGUUUGAGGCUGUAAGCUAUAAGUAUGUGUCUAAAUAUAGUGUCGGGCUGGCUGCUACAUUCUUGCGCCUGGUUGGCUUUGGAAAGAAUCUGAUGAUGAUACAAGGGAUUGCAGGAGCUGCUAUGCCUUAUGGAAACAAGACCGACAAAUUAGAUGGAGAACUAAUUAAGAUAACUAUAUUUUCUGAAAAAGACGGGAACUAUUUGUCUUCCUUCAAGUACUUAGUCCUUCCACACACAUCUCGUGACUCUUCUGAAGCGUCUCUAAAGCACGCACUAUUUACUAGCUUUGAGAGGUAUGGGCAGCUAUACAUUGCUUUCUGCACUGAGUAUGCUGCCGACAACAGAGUUCAAAUGACCGGUGACACGCUCAAGGUGGAUAGUCUUGCACGAAUAGCUUCCACAGCAUCGAUCACUAGAACAUCCUCUAUCACGACCAUAGGGUCAGACCACUCCACUGAGUCUCUCCUUACUAUACCGUCCGAUCUUUCCGACGCGUCUGUGAAAACAUCCUCUGGCUUAAAGAACCCGGAGCCUCUUCCUGGCUUCCCGUGCCCGAACAUAGAUACCCAUUUGGAUCAGCACACUCGGAGCACAUUCAUGAUUCGAGACUUUAACUUGCUGACCAUUGUGUUUACUAUGUCUGGAAGAUAUCUUUACUCCACAGGUUUCCAAGACUUAGAAUACGAUGCUCUUCCUUCGACGGAGAAGGUUACAAGUGAUCCGUCUGAUGACCCUCAAACGAGUUUCUUUUCUAGCGGGGUGACACAAUUUCGCUGUCUAUUGCGCAGAUCAAAUUUAAUUCCUCAUCGUUUGUUCUAUGUUCUUCCAAAUGACUGCUUGCGAUUAUCUUUUAUUACCCCAUAUGAGCUGCGUGCCCCACUGCAGCGCCACAAGAUACAUGUAGAGCGCUUCUUUUUGCCAUUUCUUUCAAUUGCCACAUGCUUCCUUUCCUCUGCGCCAAGCAUUCUCAGAACAUACACUGCUCACCUGCACACAACGCUUUUUAGGCGCUUUAUUACAAAUGUGCUGACAUCCAGCCACUACCUCUUCAACAUUACUCUCCGGGACAAGCUGGAACCAGAUACUAUCAUGAAGUACGCCUUCUUCAACCUUUACGAUGUUUCUGUUUCGAUAAGUGAGUUCACCUCUAUUUUACUCUUAUCUACUUCUCAACAUUAUGACUAUGACUCUCAUCUUACAAAUUACAUCGUAACAAAAUUAUUGAUGUCUAAGGAUCUUCCAAGAGAUAGACUUCUCCCUUACCUAGUCACCGGCGUUCUCUGCUUAACAAAGCAGCUUGGGCCAAAAGGCUCAGAUAGUAUAUCUCAGGAUCUGGCGUAUGAUCUGCCCAAUUGGUUGGAAACCUACCUUUCUGCUGAUCAUGUCGCUGUUGAUUAUACAUUGCUGGCUGCCCACUCUGGGUCUGUGCCUCGUAUUUUCUUACCGGAAGCACAUGCUUUCAAAACAGGCCUGCUCAGAGUUCUCCCGUCUGUCUAUCUUAGGGGACUCUUUAUCGCCAUUGGUGACACAGAGUACCGCUUAUCAAAAGUGCCGAAUUCAGUGGUCACCUUCUACUAUGUAAUAACCAAUCGACUUGUUGUACUUGCAAACCUUUAUCUGCGUGCACAGAAUACCAAAGUAGCCACUUUCCUUAAAUCCCACACGUACAACGGAGAAGACAGCGCGAGAUCGUUUGAGGUCGCCAGGAAAAACGCAUUUGUAUUACUGACGAAGUGCGAUUAUUAUAUGGCAGCAGCAUGGUUCGUCUUGGCGGCCGAUUUUGAACACAUGGUUACUGUUCUUGUUGAUAAGCGCUACAUGGCCAACAUAGAUCUUGGGCUGGCAGUUUUCAGGUAUCUGCGAGACACCAUGUCUGAUUCACUUGUUAAACUGACCCAACUAUCUUCGACAUUCGUCAUCACACCUGAUCAUCUUACAUCGAUGGAAAGAGUUCUUUUUAACUCCACAAUCAAGGAGUAUGUUGUCACAGAAGAUACAGAGGACACUGGGAGCCUAUCUCCGCAAAAGCAUACAGUUAUCAAUCUGGAAAAGUCUGAGAUAUCAAGGUUGUCGUACAAGAUGUCAUCAAGCAGAAUUCACAAAAACAUCACUGAUUUUACCUCUCACUGUAUGGCAGCAUACGAUAUAAUCUACUAUUACUUUGUUCUAAGUCAAUACGAAGACAGCAGCGAAUUUCUUGCUGCAGUUAUUACAGAUGUUGUUGCUGCGAUCAUCUCGUUUACGCAGCACACAACUCUAGAAAAUGGUACACCAGCGGAUAUGCACGAGGCUAUCUCUGUGGUACUGCAUGUACUUCACAACUUCAUAUUCCUUUGCGUCCAUUACAAAAUGACAAACGAGAUCCGGAGCAUCUUGAACGCACUAUAUCGACUUUACUCAUGUAACAUGUUUGGGCCCAUUGAGAAGUUGCGAAUUCUUAAUCUGUCCAUGUAUAUUCUUGCUCUAAGCAGGCGCACAUUUGCUGCAGUGGAGGGUCUAGGAUCGUUCCUCCUACUUUCAGAUGUCAAGGUCUCUCAGAGGCAGCUCUUUAACGCGUUUGAGCUCUCUUUCGUGUCACUGAUCCACUUACACUCUAACACACUUUCAACGUCUCUGCUCUACAAUGCGUUUCUUUAUUUUCUAAACCCUAGCCGAUAUCUUGGCAGCAGCUACACAUCUCGAAUGAAGAAGCUAAGAGAGCAAUGCGACAUUGCAGCAGAAAAAGAGAUAGCAGCCACCGGGAAGGAUGAGUCUUCAGACAGUCAAUCUGACCGCUUCAGACGCAUACUAUCUACGUUUGUGUUUUACCUUUGCUUGGGAUUCUUCACUGGAGAUGGGAAGAGAGCUGCUAACCUCAUGUGGGAGAAAUAUCAGUCUGAGGUAGCAGAGCAUAUUUUGUUCACUCAAUUGAAGCGACGCCCAAGCAGAUUUGACAUAGAAAAUGCCCACCUAAAAGAGGAAAGAGUUAUCAGACGCCGUCGCCUCUGUGCGGCAAGUGUGCCUGACGGCUAUAUUGAUGACAAUAUCGAGCUUGAUAAUGACAACGACGAGAGUGACAGCAAUAACAGUAGCUAUAGCUAUAGCGAUGACGAAAGCUGUCAUGAGCCUAUAGAAGCAGACAGUGAGGAAGAGGUUAUGAUCAAGGAAAAGAGUCAUGAUAAAACUAGGGUCCAUUUGAAGAAUCGCCGCUGCCGGCUGCAGACACCAGAAGAGAUUCAGCACCUGUGCAGAAUUGUCCAUGCGUAUUUCAAAACUAUCUUUGGUUUCACACAGUCUCCUCGUAUCAUAGAUCAUACUACUCAGAUUCUAAACUCGUUUGAAGCAACUAUUCUUCCUGUCGUCAACACCACUAUUACAGCAGCUACGUCUAAGGAGAUACACGAUAUGACCGACUCCUUACUUAACUUGAUUUCAACCCUUUCAACAGGGGACGAGGCGUCUAAGCAGCUCUUGAAUUCAGUGCACUCUGAGGCGCGCGUGUUGCAAAGCGAGUCUGAAUAUCAAUCUAUGGCGACAUCGGAUAGAGAUAGCACGUCUAUUAUCCAGCAGUUGUUAUUUAAGCGUCGUGAAAACCCCACCUCGGCUAGCUCGGAUAGAGAGCUGCUUAAACAGCCAAAGCACAGAGAGAAGCGUGUGAUAACGAUCUCGGAUAUGGAGAUGCAUACGACCAUGCUUUCAGAUGCUAUGAAUGGUCCGUACGAUACUCCAGGAGAAGAUGACUAUGAUAGAACUGCGCGUACACCUUUUGCAAAGCAUCCUGUUUUACGCCGCAGUCUUGGGUUUGUAAUUGUAACAAAGAAUAACACAUUAAUGAUUGAACAAUAUGAUACCCUACUAGAAUUCUAUUCAUAUCUAACACUGACCCCGGGCGGCUACACAAGGUAUGUGCCAGCAGCCUUUAAUUCUGCACUGGCUGCAACAGCCCAUUCUAUCUCAUUGUCGCGUAAAGAGGCCUCGACUAUGGGCUUUGAAAUGCUCUCUGUUUUCCUUACUCACGGGAGCAAUAGCUUGUCACAUCUUGUGCGACAUGGCUUGUCAGCAACUAAACGUGUAGAGCCGAUGAACUUUGAUUGCUUCCUUGCAACGCAUGCUCAGAAUUCGAUUUCGGACGUUCGGAUCUCCAAUCUUUUUUACAUUUUAAUUGCACUACAUGAAUACACAAUUAACAAUGGGAGCAUGCUUCUUUUUAGAAACACCAUGCAGAGCAAGUAUGGAUUGCAGAUUCACCUCAAUCAACUUAUGGAGAAGACAAGUAACUGCCCGUACAAGGAUAUCCUUCCUGCCUACCAUGCCAUCUUUAAAGAGAUCCAGCGCAAUGCACUCACCACGGAUGAGGUCUCCUAUCUGGAAAUACUUGAGCACGCAGGCACCACCUUUGUGGAAAGAUUACUGAUAGCUAAGAAGCUCAUUCUAUUAGAGAUUUACUAUAUUAUCAGUAGGUACAAGACGGUUCCUACGAAAGAAUCGCGCAUCCAUCAUAUGAGAGCAGCGCAGGACUCCGGUGGUGGGGCGCUAAUCCCAUCAACCCUGAUAACCUUCCUCAAGAACCCGUUUGUAUGUUUCCUAAACGGGCUUCUCAACCAUAUCUUCUACUCUCCGCGGUUGGCACUGAAUGCUACACCAAUUAGUGUGUUGCAUAAGACACAGAUUUCAGGAAGUCUUGCUGAGGACUUACUGCCCGUUUUAAAGGACACCCUCUUUUGGCAAACAUACAUAGCAAAAGAUUGGAAGACAAGUUAUGCGGCCAGCGAGCGGUUCUUUGACAGCAGACUUCUAAGAUACUGCAUUUUUCUCUCUAAGUACAUCCUUCUUUACUUGUACCCCUCCUCUAUCCUUGUGUUCUCCAUCGUGCAGAAUAACAAUCCAUCAAGCACUACCACAGUGGACGGGACAAUGGUGUCUAUAGAUACCUUCGAGGAGUAUGGUGCAACAGAUGAAAGCGACAGCGGAACCUCUCUCGAUGGGAGCUCUGAUGUUCCACCAAGAUUGGCACGACGAGGUCGCUUAAAGAGCCGGGGACGGAAGGAUCAUCAGACUAGGCGUAUGUAUGACCUCAGAUUAGUGCUUGAAUACACGAAUGUUACUUCGUUUAUCCAAACGUCUAAAAACACUUUCUAUCUCCUUGUCAAGUCAAACUAUAUCAUAGGUGUCACGUUACAUAAGGACGGCGACGAGGUUGCAACUGUUUCAGCACCUAUUUCCACAAACUUCGACUCGGAGAAGCUGAUAGGUGGAUUAGAUACCAUUAAUGACUUAGGGGUUUUGUUUAGCAAAUCUAUGUACUCUGUGUUCUGCAAAGAUGGUAUCGUGGUUCCAGCAGUUCAAAAUCGCAACAUUAAGUUUGGCCUGACAGAUGCAUCGUUAUCAUUGAAAACUGCCACUAUUCAUGAUAUGGCACUAUUCACCAACUUCCAGGCGUUGGCGCUAGUCUCCUAUCUUGAGCAUGGCUCUUCCGACAACACUCCACCCAAGCUAAUUCUCGCCACGGUCAACCUUCUUAAUUGCUCCAUCAUCGACGGCAUUGAACUUGAAGAGGCAUACGUCCAUAUUGUCUUGACUAAAGUGCGCGACAUUCAAAUUCUUCUGCUUUUUGGCGCGAAAGAGUACUGCAUUCUGUGCAAGCAUGUGGCAGGAGCAACAGACACUUAUAUCAAGGCGGAAGGUGGCCUUCUUCCUGAGGACGUGGGAUCAGCACUGGUUCUUGCUGAGGCGCUUUGUGAGGGAAGCCGGGUCAUCUACAGGCUUGUCUACGCCGUGGGACGGGGUGCCGUGAAGACCCACGUCAUCACAUAUCAUGUGAACGUUGUCUGA